AUGCAAAUCACCGUUAACAAAGGCUGCUGGCGACGCUGGGCGGACGUCAUCCGCCACCUUGCCCGAGAGUACGGAUUCCCGGCCAAGACGCGUUCAGAACUCGAACUCUUCUUGUCAAUGUACAGAGGAAAGGGAAGCACUUAUCGCACCUCUACGACCCAUUGGAGGUUCAUCAUCGAUGUCACCCGCGACGACAAGGCCAUUGUCAACAUCAUUGCGAUCACUAUCAUCGCCCGGCACAAACAGGACGAAAAUAACAAUGGCGCUGUCAUUACCCGCGCAUGCGACGUCCAUCCCGAUCCAGAGGGCGACGAGUACGUCGGAGCUCCACAUCUGAGAUGGAUCACGGUCAAGAGUGGUGGCGAGACUUACAGGCACUGUUGCGACAAGGAAUGCAGUGGCCCAGAGCAGCUCGUUGCCAAAACGCGUGCCAACUGGGAGACAACUCGGCUUCGAGUGAUUCAGAAGGCGUACGAACAGGAAGUCUUGGCAAGCUAUGCCUCCUUUCAGAUAUUACAGAUGGAGAAGCAGGAGCUCACCGAAACAUUGGAAGGCAAGGAUUCGGAUGGCAGCUUAUCCGAUCUCCAGAUGAAGGUUCAGCAACUGGAGACAGACCUCAUCGCCAAUAAGCAAGCCGCCAAAAAAUCCAAGGACAGUGCAAAGAAGAGGAAGAUGGAGCUAGCGGAGUCUGCUAAACAGGUCGAAUCUCUGCGCCAAGCUUUGGAAGCAGUCGAAGCAGAGAACAAAACGCUUGUGACUGUGAAGAACGAACUGGCUCUUGCGGUCGAUGCAAACCGUCGCACGAAGGAUGCCCUCCAGUCUGACAUCACGAACUUGCAGCACGCAAAUGCAACGCUCAAGGAGCAGAACGACGAGCUGGUUCGAACGAAGGAAACCCUACAGUCUGAGAUGAAGGACUUGCAUGAGAGCAAUGCCACGCUAAAGGAACAGAAUGCUGAGAUGGGAAGAACGGCGUUGAAUCUCCAGACCAAGGUCACGCGCUUGAGCUCUGAGAAACAGCAAGUCGGCGAAGAAGUCACCAAGUCGGAGAGGGAGAUGCGUACUCGAGAGGAGAGCUUGGCUGUGGCAAGGAAGGCCUUGACUCAGGCCAAAGAGGAACUCAAGGACACCAAGAAAGUGUUGCAAUCUGUCAGUGACGAGGCUGCAGCAAGCCGUGCUCACUCCUUUGCACAGCUUCGAACCCAGACUGCCAAUCUUGAGGAGAGCACGGCCGAACCGAGCGACAAUAAACCAACCAUGAAGUGGACACCCAGCCACGAAUACAUACGUGUAAAGAUCAUCCUCGUCAAAGCCCAAAAGGACUUAGCUGAAAGAAUUGACGCCCAUACCACGGAGAUCCGGCAGUUCAAGGAAGAGUUGAAGCAAAAGGAUGAGUUCAUCGGCCGCAUCCAGGAUGAAAUGGCAGAUCUUCAGCGGACUCAGGGGUCCAUGUCCUCUCAUCGCCAACCGGAGAUCAAACGCGAGCCUCAAGACGUCGACCUUAUGAACCUGGACACGGAGGCAAUGAAGUUUGAGUUGGAGACCGAGAAGACCAAGGCGAGCAUCCAGAUGGCGGAGACGGCCGCCGAAAAGGCCGAGGUGAAGGCGCUGGCGAAGAAAUGCGCCGAUAGAAUGAAGGCCGCAGAAGCGAAAGAAGCGUACACGGCAAACAUGGAAAAGCAGUUGGAGGAGAUGAGGGGCGCGAUGGAGGGCAUGCUGGGGCGCGUGUCGGUCUAUCAAGGCAAGAAGCGUCGCCGAACGGAGGGACCAGAUUUCCAGCUGAUAUUUCCUGGAGUCCUGAUUUGGACAAACCUGGGCAAUAGCCCCUUCACUUACAUGCAGACUCCUUCAGUACUCCCGUUCUAUGCCCAGAAGAGUGAAGUCACAUCAAGCUACCAGAAGUCGAACCGUAAAAGUCAUGAAUAUCUGGGCGAAGGAGCUGGUAAUUUCCUGUGCAACAUUCAACUCGGUAAACGUGGAUCCUACGAAACUGAUUUGGGCCUCGUUUCUGGCUAA
Messenger RNA from Colletotrichum lupini, 2016 nucleotides. RefSeq lists its product as uncharacterized. The record is from RefSeq and is a predicted model, not a curated record. NCBI's taxonomy places the organism in Eukaryota, Fungi, Ascomycota, Sordariomycetes, Glomerellales, Glomerellaceae. Bases 1 to 2016 code for a protein of 671 amino acids. The transcript is spliced from 3 exons.